GAAUGAAGCACAACAGCAGUAACAAUAAAGCAUUCACCUCCAAGUGAAAUUGGCUGGUCGACUAUCUUCUUUUUAGUAUUAUUUUUCAUAAGCAGCAAAAACCUGAAAAAAAUAUUCAACAAAACACAAAACAAAAAUUGAAACAAAGAUUUUUUGGUAAAAGUAGUAAAAUUGUAGUUUGUAAGUUUGAUCCACGGGAACGAGCAAAUAUUUAGCAGCAACAAUAUCAGUAUCGUAGAUAACUAAUACAUAUGAAUGUGAAGCAACGUGUUAGCACAAUAUCACAGCUUUUGAAUUUAUAGUGAAUACAAUAUACAGAAUGCUAAAAGUAUUCAAUAGCAGAAAAUAUUCUUUGCCGAAUAAAAAGUUAUAGCGAAUAUCGGAAACAUUGGUAGUUUUUAAGGAGAACAUAUCCGUUUGUUUGCGAGCUGAGUGCAGAGUGGGUCACUCGAAAAAAAAAGAUAGAUUCAUUUGCAGUUUUGUAUGUGUGUUUUGGCGAACAGUUUAAGUGUUUCAAAGUGACUGAAUCAAUUGGAAAUGGUGCAGAGCUGAAGAAGUGAAUGUUGGAAGUCAAGAUUUGGAUCGGGCAUUGCGUUUCCGAGGAAGAUACCUCGUCCAAUAUUUAUUCUCCAAUAUGUGAAUGGAUUAUCUCCAGGAAUUUGGUAGACCUGAAAUAUAGGUCAUUGGAAAAGUUUCCGUAGCGUGAUUGUGUAAGGAACCUGUGUGGCGUCGGGAAAGCACCCGGAUUCACUAUGGAUAUGGGCAAUGAAGUUUUCACUAUGGGUCUGGCCUUGAAGCUUCAGAAAAUGCCUCCGGGAUCAACAUUGGAUUUUGGCGAGUUCCGCAGGGAGAAUUCCAACACAGCCGCAUACACCAGCGACUGGGAUAACCACCAAGUACAGGAAACACCACUAAACGACACCGGUCCAUAUGGGGAGUUCGAACUGUUCUACCGUCAUUCGUCUACCAUGACGGCCGUGUAUUGUGUGGCCUAUUUCGUGGUGUUUAUCGUUGGGCUGGUUGGCAACAGUUUUGUAAUAGCCGUGGUCUUUCGGGCACCACGGAUGCGAACCGUGACUAACUUCUUCAUCGUGAACCUGGCGUUGGCCGAUGUGUUGGUGAUAGUGUUCUGUUUGCCGGCGACGCUCAUGAGCAACAUUUUCGUGCCGUGGAUGCUCGGCUGGCUGAUGUGCAAAACCGUACCCUACAUACAGGGCGUUUCCGUGGCCGCAUCUGUCUACAGUCUGAUAGCAGUUUCGCUGGAUCGAUUUCUCGCUAUCUGGUGGCCGUUGAAGUUACAAAUCACCAAGCGCCGGGCACGGUUCAUGAUCGUGUGCAUUUGGAUCAUCGCGCUCGGGUCGACCAUACCGUGGGCUCUGUUCUUCGAGUUGAUUCCCAUUUUUCCGGAAGCUCCCGAGAUCAAGCUGUGUGUCGAGGUAUGGCCACCGGGUACCGAUGGUGCCCUCUACUUUCUACUAGCCAACCUAGUGGCGUGUUAUCUGUUACCGAUGACACUCAUCACUAUUUGUUACAUACUAAUCUGGAUUAAGGUUUGGAAACGAUCCAUACCCGGUGACUCGAAAGACGCCCAGAUGGAUCGGAUGCAGCAGAAGUCCAAGAUCAAAGUUGUUAAAAUGCUUGUUGUAGUUGUUAUACUAUUUGUACUAUCCUGGUUACCACUGUACGUAAUAUUCGCCCGAAUAAAGCUUGGCGGUGCGCUCGAGAGCAACGAGGAGGAGAUUCUGCAGAUCGCUACCCCGAUUGCGCAGUGGCUAGGGGCAUCAAACUCGUGCAUCAAUCCGAUCCUAUAUGCGUUCUUCAAUAAGAAAUUUAGAAAGGGCUUCGCAGCUAUCAUUCGCUCGAGGAAAUGUUGCGGACGAUUAAGAUACUACGACACGGUUGCGAUCGCAUCGUCCUCGACCAGCACACGCAAAUCGUCGCACUACCAUAACAGCACCAAACGUCCACCGUACAGUCCAUCGAUGAAAUCGACGGACGCAGUGUCGUAUAUUUACGAGGAGAAAUCCGGCCGGAAGCAUCAUUCGAUCUCGAAGCAGGACAGCAAUCUCUCCCGGCACAUGCUGCUCAAACAGGACAGCAGCAUAUCUCGGCAAACACUCUUGAAGCAGGAUAGCAUCGCAUCGCGAUCGGCAAUACUGUAUCGGCAAGAUAGUGACAAUUCCCGCCAGAUGCUUUUGAAGCAGGACAGUAACGGGUCGCGUGAUAUGCUUUCGAAGCAAAGCUCGACCUCGGACUCAAUCUCCCGACAGGAUAGUCAGAUUUCGUACAUUGAGCCGCGCAAAGGCAUCCUGUGCAAGCAGGACACGCAAAUCUCGUACAUUGAGCAUACAAACGCGAGCAAAAAGUACUCCGCCUCGUUGUCCAGUCAGGACAGUGUACUUUCGAUCAUUGAACACAAAAGACACAAACUAGUAAAACAAGACUCUAUUUUCUCAUUCAAUGAGCCCAAGUCAGUGUACGAAUGCGCAGCGGCGGCGGCGGCUCCUCCAAACAAACGGCAUCAGCUGGUCAAGCAACAUUCCGUUAUCUCGUUUGCGGACCAGAAACGUGGCGGUAGCCUCACCAAACAGGACUCCGUCACAACCAUACACCGGGCCAGCAACGGCGACGGUCCGUACAUAUCGUCCAUCCUGAAGAAAACAGACUCACAGUGCAGCUCGGCAUCGCCAAUAAGGAAAAAUAUUGGCUUUUUCGAAAAAUAAGAACACCAUUCACCGUGUGUUUUGGUGUUGCACACAUAAUCUUCAUUCCAAACUAUUCGCUCUCUCUCUCUCUCUGUCAUUUGUGCAAAAGCAAAGCAAAAACGAACCAUGCUGCCUAUAGAAGGAGGAAAUCUAUAUAGACAAGCUAGAUAAAUUUUAUAUGCCCUGGGCACACACAAAAAAAAACACAACAAAUCCUCGCUUCAUACUCGACCACCGUUUUUGGGCACACCUCUCGCAGCCAGCGGAAGCGGAAAAACAGCAACAACAGCAGAAGAGACAAGUGUCAUCCCAUCUAUAACAGUGAAAAUUGCACGCUUCCUAUGGAAACCGUAGAUAAAUCCCUCUUGUUCCCUGCUGAAAUGUAUCACCAGAGCGGGCCAGCGAGGAUCACCCCGUCAUAUCAAACUCACUUUCCUAGGCAAAAAAUGAAAUAAUUCUCCCACCGCACCCACCAGCACCCACCAAUCAUCAUCCCCAUCCAUCUGCGCUCGCUCACUACACACCGACUUGGUACUCCAGGCAAACGGCUAUUAUUUUCAGUUUAAAUUCAUUUAUACCGCCAUAAUUUAUCACAAUCAAUAUCAAUCUAAUCCAAAAAUAAAAAUGGUAAAGGAAAAUAGAGUAAAAAUUUGCUACAAUGUCACAUAACACACACUGACAUCGGGGCCCACCCACGCGACGAAAGUGAGAAAACCAUGUAUACAAACGUGUCAUCCACGGUACAUCGCUGAGAAGAACGAAAAACAGCAUUCGUAUAAAACGCGAAACACACACGAACGUACAGCUAAGCGGAAGUCGGCUCGUGCAUCGCACUAGGAACACUAUGAGCGUUAUCAAUCAAGCUCCGAGGCGAAAUCAUCACAAAAAAAAACAAAACAAAACAAAAAGGUAACAACUGUAACAUAAUCACAAAAUUAACGUGUCUGUGUCGAUUUAGUUCGUGUCUAGGUGUGUAACUAGAAUUUUGUAUAAAACAGACAACAACAACAAAAAACUAAUGGUAUCAAUAAUAAGCAAAUAAUAGCGAAGAAUAUAAGAGAAACGUAACAUUUUAGCAUGUUAAUUAUAAAUUGGCCACACAAUUGAGAAAGAGCUUUUUACGCUAAGGUAACAUAAGCUUUACAAGAAGAAGAAGAGUAAAAUGCAAGAGAAAGAUAGAGAAAAAACGAAUUCACAUAUCGUUUCUCGACUUUUUAGUUCAUUUCGAGACUUUAAGUAGGAAAGUGUUUGAUGUUGUUUCUUAGUUUGUGUUUUGGAAAUUUGAAGAUAGGUGUGCGAGACUGCCAUUAGUUUUAGUUUUUUUUUUGUUUCAAGCGUUAUGCUCUAUGGUCGAAUGGAAAAUAGAUAAUUAUUUACCAAUUGACAGCAUCGAAAAUGAAAUCAUACCAACAUGAAAAACAAUGUUGUUCAAAAAGUAUCAACAUAUAUACAUCUCGUCGUGCGAAGGUUUUUUGAACACAUUUCUUAGUUUUGUUUUUUUUUUACUUUGACAUAUUGUAGUGUAAUGCUUUCUAUUAGAUUUUUAUUCAAGCACUGAAAAAACAACAUUUUUGGGGUUUAGGUUACGUCUUUCGACAACAUUAUAAGGGGACAAAUCGUUUGCGUCACGAAAAAGGUGCCAUUUUGAGCGCUCUACUGCUCAAUCAAUUGCAGAUGGAUUUACAAGAUUUUUGUACAAAUCGAGUUGGACACUCCCUAAAAAUCCGUUGCAGUAUAGGAAAUUAUGUUUUUUUCCAUUUUUUAGUUUGUUCAAAUAGCGUUGAAAUCAGAGCUUCUAAUUUCCCAUAUAUUAGGCUGUCAAAAAAGUCCUGCGGUAUUUUUUUUGAAUUUUCAUUUGUUCAUAAAAUUAGUUACAAUCAUCUGUUUUAAGUCAAAUAUGCGCCGUUUUGUUUGAUGACUUGUUCACAACGAGAUUGCAACUUCAUAAUACCCUUGUUAUAGAAGCUCGCUUCCUUAUUGGCAAAAAACUCGGAUAGCCAAUUUUUCACAGCCUAUACGGCCGAGCUUCCGGAGCUUCUGGCGUGUCACCAAAAAAGUGUGUGGCCUUGCGUUGUCCUGAUGGAAGACAAUGCGGCCUCUGUUUAUCAAAGAUGGCCUCCUCUUCAUGAGUGCUACCUUCAAGCGGUCCAGUUGUUGGCAGUACAGGUCCGAAUUGAGCGUUUGGCCAUAGGGAAGCAGCUCAUAAUAGAUUAUUCCUUGACAAUCCCACCAAACACACAGCAGAACCUUCCUGACCGUUAAUGAGGGCUUGGCCACCGUCUGAGCCGCUUCAGCGGGCUUCGAUCACGACCGUUUGCGCUUCACGUUGUCGUAAGUGACCCACUUUUCAUCGCCAGUCACCAUCCGCUUCAGAAACGGGUCGAUUUUGUUGCGAUUCAGCAGCGAUUCACAUGCGUCGAUACGGUCAAAGAUGUUUUUUUGCGUCAACGUGUGUGGCACCCAUACAUCGAGCUUCUUUGUGAAUUCAAGCUUCUUCAAAUGGUUAAUAACGGUUUGAUGACUUAUCCCCAGCUCUUGGCCGAUGCUACGGCUGCUACUAUGUCGGUCUUUCUCGGCUAAUUCAGCGAUUUUGUCCCAAUUUUCGACGACAGGCCUUCUGGAGCGUGGCGCAUCUUCGACGACCUCUACACCAGAACGAAACCAUCGUUGUGCGGUGGAAAUGGAAACUGUAUCGGGUCCAUAAACUGCACAAAUUUUAUUGGCAGCUUGAGAUGCAUUUUUGCCUUUGUCAUAGUAGUACUGUAAAAUAUGUCGGAUUUUCUCUUUAUUUUGCUCCAUACUUGCGACACUAUAACUCACGAACGACUUAACCAAACAAAACACUAUCAAGGACUAUAUUAUAUCAAGGACUAUAUUAUUACCUUUCCAACAAGCUAUAGUUUGACUCGAUACAAUGAAUACAACUAGAACUACGCGCUUACAACGACACCUCGCGGAAAUACCGCAGGACUUUUUUGACAGCCUAAUAUUUAGAGUUCGAUCGUAAACAUGUCAAGUUGCACCGUGAAACAGAUAUAGAGAUUGAUUUUCGAGAUUUCUUUUUCUGUGUGGCUCUAGACAACGAACCGUCAGCAGCGCAUGUUAGAACUGAGAGUUAAUUUGAAAAUUUUCAAAUUGGGUUUUUGUUAUUUCUCUGCUCUACUGAAAAAUUUGGGUGAGUAUUAACAGCGAUUUACUUCACUGUGUUCAACUGACGUUGAAGAUGUCGAUCGCAUUGCAAUAUGGGCUACAGGUAAUUCAGUACAUUACGCUGAUGUAUACUACGCAAUAUAAUAGAUAUAUAGUAAAACGGGUUUUCUUUCUGGAAACGUGGACGGAAGCGUUGUCUUGCUAAGAUAAAACCGGCUCAUCUAAACCAGGGAUUCUCAAAGAGGACAAAGUAUACGAACAUAUACGAAACCUGAGUUAUUAUUUAACACAAGUUCUUUCUUGAAACUUUCAUGUGAAUGUAUAAGUCAUGUUACGUAAACCAACUUGUUAUAAGAAUGACUAAUUUCAGUAGAAAGUAUUAUUGUUGUAAUCAGGGUUGCCAACUAUAAUUUUACAAAAUCAGGAAGAACGAAAAUAAAAAUCAGGAUAAAUCAGGAUAGCUCAUAAUGCGUUGUCCGAAAAGUUAAUGUCGACUUUUGGGAAAACAAAAACAUGAUUUUUAGUCAAAGCAUUAUAAUUUAAUUUUGUAUCCAUGGUUCUGUUUCACAAUUUUCGUCAUCUUUCACACAACUUAAAUAUUCUAUCCUCCCAGAACAUGUUUGCUUCCUCGUCAAGAUAUCAGGGAGCGUGCUAAAAAGUCUGGGAAAUCCUGAAAAUUCAGGAAGGUUGGCAUCUCUGGUUGUAAUUCGAAUUAAUAACUAUUAAUUACACUUGGUAUAUACCGAAUUAUAUAUUUUUUAUGAGGAAAUGUACUCAAGUUUACAUACUUAACCAACCACAAAGUUUUUGAAUUGGUAAGUAUGUUGAAUGAAUAAAAUAAAAAUAAAAUUUUCAAAGCAAUUUGCUAUAGGGGUCGAUGGUAUCACUUCAUUCUGGAAAAGGGUCUCUUGCUCAAAAUAGUUUGAGAAUUCCUGACUUGCACGAUCUUCUAGGUACGGAAUACGUCCUACAGAAGUUCUAGUUCUCGGAAUUCAUUCUGGCGUAAAUCCAGCAACCUUCCUUGGGGGGUGAGAAUGGGUCAAAGAAGGAAGUUUUCGAAUUGUCUAGACCAGCCAUACUCAACCUGCGGCCCAUUGGGCUUUUCUGGUUGGCCCAUCUGGUGUUACUUCAUUUCUCAUGUGUAACAUUCGCGAACUAAUUAGAUAAUCAUACCAAUCGAAUUGGAAAUUCUCUAAGAUAAGUUUGAUAUGCUCAACAUUUCGAUUCCCGUAAAUGGUUUAAGUUAACGAAAAUUGAAAGCAUUCCCAUUUUAAACAUUUGUUCUGUGAUUGGUCAUACCCAAGGUCGAGAGUUUAGUUUUCCAAAUUGGCCUUUUACAAGAAAGAAAACGAAUUGAGAAAUUUUAAAUCCUUUAUAAUACAAAACAUCAUCAUCCUCAUUCAAGUCGCAGUCUCGCUCCAGCUAGCAGACAGCAGUAUUUCUCAAUGCUGAUGUCACAUACAGCGGUUUUGCUCGAUACAAAGGAAGCAUGGAAGAUAGAUAUCGCACUCAGUGGUGCAAUUUUGUUCGGUGGAAUAACCGCGACGAUUUUUAUGCCGUCUGGUGGAUAGUGCUCCUGUAUUUUUGCACCACAUCAUUUGUACAUCUGAGGUGAUAGAUUAUAAUGUCGAAAGCGAGAGCGUUACGUUUGGGCUGUGUUUUGAGCGUUAACGCCACUUUGUCGACUGAACAAAAUGAUGUGACAACCACUUCAUUCGAAAGAUAAAAGAUGUAUGAGUGAUAUUUGUUACUUAUUGAAAUAAAAAUUUAUUUCAAAAGCCAAAAAACUGCAUUGUAAGCAAAGUAUUGGAAUCACAUAAAUCUCUAAAUAUGGGUACCUGCAUGAAAUGUUGUCUUAGUCAAGAUUGGUCAGCGGUAGAUACUUGUCGUCGGCUGACAGUGAAAGCACUAUAAAUAUUGUGCUCGCCUAGAACACCGUCAGUUUCUAAAGGGUGUGUCACAUCAAAUUGCAUCACGGAAAAAACGCUGUAGAAAUUCGCCCAGUAGACCGAUCCUUUUGAAAAUUUUAGACAGUAAAAUAAAAACUAUUAAACAACUUUUGGCAUUUUCUUUUUAUUCAUACUUCGAGCCCAAGCCCGUAUGCUCGCAACUUCCUCUUUACCCCGUCCAUAAGGUUCUGUACAACGUCAGGUUGUAGUUUUUUUGAACAGAAAUCCAUUUUCUCUUGAAGUUCGCCUCCGAUUUAACAACUUUUGGGUUCUUCCGGAGGGCCUGCUUCAUAAUCGCCCAAAAUUUCUCUAUUGGGCGAAACUCCGGCGCGUUGGACGGGUUCAUUUCCUUUGGCACGAAGGUGACCCCGUUGGCUUCGUACCACUCCAACACGUCCUUUGAAUAGUGGCACGAAGCGAGAUCCGGCCAGAAGAUGGUCGGGACCUCGUGCUGCUUCAAUAGUGGUAGUAAGCGCUUCUGUAGGCUGAAUUUGUCGGAGAAGAACAACAGGCCCGGCAGCUGACGAAAGUACGCUUUGACGUAGGUUUCGUCGUCCAUUACCAGGCAAUGCGGCUACGUCAGCAUUUCGGUGUACAGCUUCCGGGCUCGCGUCUUCCCCACCAUGUUUUGCCUUUCGUCGCGGUUAGGGGCCUUCUGAACCUUGUAUGUACGCAGGCCCUCCCGCUGCUUGGUCCGCUGGACGAAUGAACUUGACAAAUUCAGCUUAUUGGCGACAUCCCGGACCGAACUUCUCGGAUCACGUCUAAACUGCUUAACUACGCGCUUGUGAUCUUUUUCACUGACGGAGCAUCCAUUUUUUCCGUUCUUCACCUUCCGGUCGAUGGUUAGGUUCUCGAAGUAACGUUUUAGUACUCUGCUGACCGUGGAUUGAACGAUUCCCAGCAUCUUACCGGUGUUCCGAUGUGACAACUCUGGAUUUUCGAAAUGAGUGCGCAGGAUUAAUUCACGACGCUCUUUUUCGUUCGACGACAUUUUUCCAAAUUUACGAAAAAUUUACAGUGAAGCAUGGCCAACGUGAUCUAUACACUCUUAUCUGAUUAUAAGCGAAAGCUGAAGAUAUAAUUCCUAAAAAUAAAAUUUCUACAGCGUUUUUUCCGUGAUGCAAUUUGAUGUGACACACCCUUUAUUUUGAUACUAUGUUGAACGGACGUGCAAAAUUUUUCCCCUGAGAAUUCAUUCUCAGAAUAUGAACGAAUGACGGACAGAAGCAAAACAGAAGAGAAAUAUUAAAUAGGACGUACCGCAUCAGUUUCCAUAUCGUUAAGUAGAGAUUUUUUGUGCAUGAUUGAAUCAUUUUGAAUAAAAACAUUUUUAUAUUAAAAAUUUCGAAGCAUUAAAACUUAAAACUUUCUCAGUUAAUUCGAGUCUAGUCUUGAAAAAGGCUAAUUUAGAAAACUGUACUAAACACUCGUCCUUGUGAAAGGUCAUAUGGAAGGCCUCGCUGCCGCUGUCUGGAUGACUGAUGAAUCGUGAAUGUCUUAUUGGUGACUUUUGUCCGAUCGAUCAUUCAAUUGUCGUGAGUUAGAGCUUUGUUCCGGAUUAGAGAUGGCAUCAAAGUACAGCGCAUUUCAAGACGGAUGCGAAGGCAUUUUUAGCGGUGCGAGCUGCAGCGGUUGCUGUCGCUAUCGCUACCACCACAUAGCUGAAUUCAAUUUUCUAUAACCGUUCUGCGUGCUCUAUAAAGCAAUGAUUUUUGGAGCGUUGGAGAAGUAAAUUUCUUAAGAAACACUAAAAAACUUAAUCUGUAAAUGUUUAAAAAAUCUGUAAAUGUCUUUGCAUAUUCGAAAUGGUUUUAAAAUAACUUCACAAAUUCACAUGUCUCCUAACUGAUUAGUUCAGUGAUCUUACAACAAUUAGUUCAGUGAUCUUAUUAGCCACUGGUUACAGUACAUCCCCUCAAUAGCUGCCGCUAGUUCUGUCUCUAUCAGCAUUGGUACGGAAGUAAAUCGUAGAAGAAGCGAUCCAAAUGUUGACAUUAUGUUUAAAAAAAUGGUCUUCGGUGAGAUUAAAAUCGAUGUCUAAUGAAAAACAGAUCUACAAAAAGUUUUUCUAAGGAGUAAUUCCAAAUGAAAUCGACAAAUGACAAAACAUGAGUAUUUUUGAUUCGAAUGAAAGUGUGUAUUCCGUUUGGGUUAGAGGAAAUAUGAGUUUUCCACAGCAAUUGGGAAUUUUUUGACUCAAGCGUAACUUUUGAAAAGGGCGUAUCGAUUUGAGUAAGAGAAAUCUUUGAUAAUUUGUAUCUCAAAAACUAUGAGUCGUACCGAAAUAGUGUCUUAGAAAGAGUUAUAGAGUAUUGAUGGUUGAAUAUGAAAAAAUGUACACUGAGAAAAAAAAUUAGUACUCUUUUUUUUUUACAAAAUUUACAAUAUCCAGAAUACAUAUUUUUUUAUUUUUUUUUCAAUUUUUUCAUACAAAAUAGAAGUCAUGCAGAAAAUUUAAAAAAUGGGCCCAAGAUGGUAAAACUAUUAUCAAUCUCCUUCUAAAUGUAGCCAUUCUCGAAAUAUUUAAAAAUAUUUUUUUGUAAUUUAUUGUCUUUUUUAAAGUAAAUAAUCCCUUUUAAUAUGUUUGUCGUGUUAUACCGUUAUGUUCAUGAAAUUUUAUGAAUUUGCUUAUAAUUUCCAACAACUUUUCCAAAUACAUCAUCAUGGUUCAUUUUUUGACUCAAGCUUAACUUUUCAAAAGGGCGUAUUGAUUUGAGUAAGAGAAAUCUUUGAUAAUUUAUAUCUAAAGAAAUAUGAGUCGUACCGAAAUAGUGUCUUAGAAAGAGUUAUAGAGUAUUGAUGGCUUCAUUUGAAAAAAAAUAUACACUGAGAAGAAAAAUUAGUACUCUUUUUUUAUUUACAAAAUAAAAUUUUAAUUUGCGAUAUAAAAAAAAUAUGUAUUUUUUAAUAUUUUUUUCAAUUUUUUCAUAUAAAAUAGAAGUCAUGCAGAAAAUUUAAAAAAUGGGCCCAAGAUGGUAAAACUAUUUUUGACGAAAUUUG
Molecule: messenger RNA, 10807 nt
Organism: Toxorhynchites rutilus septentrionalis
Lineage: Eukaryota; Metazoa; Arthropoda; Insecta; Diptera; Culicidae
Gene: SIFaR
Product: neuropeptide SIFamide receptor
Exons: 8
Coding region: 753-2723 (656 amino acids)
Biological process (GO): G protein-coupled receptor signaling pathway
Cellular component (GO): membrane
Molecular function (GO): neuropeptide Y receptor activity; peptide binding
Source: RefSeq, a predicted model, not a curated record